Messenger RNA from Trypanosoma brucei brucei TREU927, 3219 nucleotides. RefSeq lists its product as hypothetical. NCBI's taxonomy places the organism in Eukaryota, Euglenozoa, Kinetoplastea, Trypanosomatida, Trypanosomatidae. The record is from RefSeq and is a predicted model, not a curated record. Gene Ontology annotation, molecular function: nuclear import signal receptor activity. The transcript has a single exon. Gene Ontology annotation, cellular component: cytoplasm; nucleus. The coding region runs from base 1 to 3219 and encodes 1072 amino acids. Gene Ontology annotation, biological process: protein import into nucleus.
AUGAACCAAGAGCAGCUGAACCAGCUUGUCACCAACCUGCUCUCCGCGGACAAUGAGGUUCGAAAAUCCGCAGAGGCUCAGUAUGAUUCCCUUGUUCACGGGAAUGCUACUUGGAUGAUGUGCUGCUUGUCAGAGCUAUGCGCGUCAACGGAAAACACCUCCACUAUGCAAAUGGGCCUUGUCUUGUUAAAAAAACUUUUUGGAAAUAAAUCUGACUGUUUUGACACAGCAGACGCUGAGACGCAGAACGCUGUAAAGGGUUUGAUGCUACAGGUGCUGGGGAAAGCAGCAUUUGGUGCACAGCGUGCAUUGGCUGCUGCCUGUGUGAGUGCCCUUGUUGUUAAGUUGAAAAACAUAGAAAAGGAAUGGGAUGAGCUUUGGAAGUCUAUCUUUCAGAUAAUUGAAGAUUUAGAAUCCGCGCAUCAGCUGAAAACAAUCUGCUGUGAGAUUAUUGCUGCGACGGGUCCUUCCUUAACGGAGCAUUUUGAGGCGAAUGUGGUUCGGGUAGCGGCAGGCCUGAAGAACUGCCUUCUCGACCCGUCCGUGGAUUCGCGAAAAGCAGCUUUGGAUGCGAUUUUUAAUCUCACCAUGUGCAGACCGUCUCGUGAGCUUGCCGAUUUGGUUCCGCUGAUACUGCAGGCUGUGCAAGAUGCCCUCAACGCAUCGAAUUGGGGGGACGCGGAAGCUUUAACUGGCAAGUUGGCGGAGGGUGUGUCUCACUCUGCAACGCUUUUUGAGCGGCACACUGCUCCAUUGCUGCAAGGGCUGAUGGAGGUGGCUUCCGCACCAUCUGUGGCACCAGGUGCUCGACACAUGGCUAUUGAGGCCCUCUUAACCUACUGUGAGAGUGAACCAAAAACAGCGCGGAAGGUACCAGACUUUUCAACAUCAUUUUUGCGUUUGCUCUUCGAAUACACCGUUAACCCCGCGAUUCCUGACGACUGGGAUGUCAAAGGUGUGAACACUGACGAGGACGAUCUUGAUGAAGACCUUGACGAGACCGUCGGCAGCAGUGGUAUCGACCGAUUAGCCUCCGCCCUCGGGGGUAGAAAGCUGGAAGCUCUCGCUCAACAGCUUUUCUCGGAAAACAUCCAGUCCCCCGACUGGAAGCAACGUAAUGCGGCAUUACUUCUAAUUACUUAUGUCGCUGAAGGGAUGUCUUCUGUGCUUGAAAAGCACCUGAAGUCCAUUGUUUGCAUGGUGCUACCAGCUCUUCGGGAUGAUAUGAAGUAUGUCCGUGCGAGUGCGUUGGAUUGCCUUACCCAGAUGUCUACCGACUUUGCCCCUCAACUCCAGGAGAAUCUAUGCCACAUGAUCUUACCUGCUGUCGUUCAGUGCCUCGAGGACCCCAUACCUGCCGUAGCAACGAGGGCAGCACGCUGCCUAGACUCUUUCUUUGAUCGAUGUGAAGAGGAUGAAGAGGAUAGCCCACACUUCGUUAAAGAAUUUGAACGCUAUGUCGAGGGGCUAUGUGCUUCUCUAGUGUCUCUUCUGAGGCAAACGCCGCAUCAGUUUCUCCGUGAAGAUUGCCUGGGGGCGCUUUCCUCUAUCAUAUCAACCUGCAAAGACAUGCUAAAACCGUAUGUUAAUAACCUUGUCCCCGUGUUUCAAGAGGUACUGGCAGUUCCUGACUCCCCGGAUGUUAUUCAAAUGAAGUGCAAAGCCAUCGAGUGCACAACGCUUCUCGCCUGUGGUGUUGGAAGAGAAGGGUUCGGGCCGUAUGCGGAGCAUAUGUGCAACUACUUGCGUGAUCUUCUACAACAUCUGUCGCAAGAAGAAUGCAAGGACGACAUGCGGUUGCGUUAUGUCAUGCGCGGGUGGACUUGCAUGACGGACUGCCUGAGGGAGGAUGUGGUCCCUUAUCUGCAGGUCGUCCUGCCUGUGCUUCUUUCGAUGGUGAAUAUGGAGUGCGAUAUGGAGGUGGAAAACGCUGAGGUGGGGGAGGAAGAUGACGAGGAUGAGCAAGGAAGAAAGAGUGGGGGAGAAGUGGCAACAAUGCGGGUUGUUGUCCCUGGCGUGGGUGUGAAAAAGAUUAAGCUGCACACCGGUCUUAUUGAGGAGAAGGACCUUGCGGCUAGUGUACUCAGCGCCAUGCUCACGUACUUAGGAAAGCACCUAGGGCCGCACCUCCCGGCAAUCGCAGAAUCCGCAGUGAAGUUGCUCAGUUUCCAGUCAAACUCAUCUAUUCGCGAGAGUGGGGCGGCGAUUUUGGAUGAGGUUCUAAACGCUUAUGAAGUUGAUGAGCGGGCUCACUUGGCUGUUGCCAUCAUGGAUCCGUUGUUGAACCAGUUCGCCGACGAGGAUGAGUUGGAUGCGUCAAGUGCGAUGUCGGUGGUGAUUAGCCGUUGCAUUGACAGUGCCCCAGGCCUUGUCUCACAAGAUACGGUUACCGUUAUUGGUGAAAAGGUUCUCGCUGUGCUAGAACGGGCCAUGGAGAAUCGGGUGCAAAGUUUGGAGAGCCAGGUUGGUGAGAACGACGAGGACGAGCUGGAUAGGCUUCAGGGUGAGGAGGAAGAGGCCGACACACUCAUUUCGGACACCUGCAAUGUCCUCGAUAAAAUGCUUGAGCGGGCGGGUGACGUAUUUGCCCCUGUCUUCUUGGUCAUGUUCGCACCCGUUCUAGAGAAACUGCUGCAGAAGAAUGAGAAGGAUUCCGUGGUUACUUGCGGUCUCGCGCUGCUUUGCGGAUUAGUGGAGCAUGCGCCGAAUCAUAUUGGAAGCUUCAUCCCGACAAUUGUCGAGAGUUGUUUGGACUUCGCGCAGAGCCGUGAAGACUGUGAUCUCUUGCAGUCUGCUUUUUACCUCAUGAACUUGUUGUUGCAGUACUUUGGCCGUAACCCCGACCCGAGUACACCGGAGUUCGUGCAUCGGGUAAGUUCUCUCUUCACUCGCUUCAUUGCUGUUCAGCGCACAGGAGACUAUGAGUCUACUACGUGCAACGCGGUAAGUGCAGCGACCACGCUUCUUUCCUUGUUUCACUCCACUCUUCCGGAGCAGGGACUGGUGGAGGUUCUUACACUAGUCGUCAGCAACCUUCCCGUUCGAGGCGAUGACGUAGAGGCCCGCCGCGUGCACGAGAAGGUGUUAAUGUGGGUCGUGCAGCAGCACCCCGUGAUUCAGGGCCGAGGUAGGCACGCGGGCGAAAUCGUGGCGCGCAUGAAGGCGGCCGACCAGGAUGUGUUGAACGAAGUAACAAAAAAUCAACUUGCAGCGAUGUGA